Arachis stenosperma is the source of this 565-nucleotide messenger RNA. Its product is annotated as protein LURP-one-related 15-like. The transcript is spliced from 3 exons. NCBI's taxonomy places the organism in Eukaryota, Viridiplantae, Streptophyta, Magnoliopsida, Fabales, Fabaceae. The record is from RefSeq and is a predicted model, not a curated record. The coding region runs from base 34 to 438 and encodes 134 amino acids.
CGUUAUUUUUACGGUUACUAGCCUUUCCUCACUAUGCACCAGCAUCGUUGUUUACGUGAUGCUCAAGGAAACACCAUCCUCCAUCUUCGCAAAGAGCAGCUAUUUAGAGAUCGAUGGAAAGCGUUUAGAGGCCAAAAUAUGGAACAAUUGGAGUUCUUUACUCGGAAUGUGGAUGUGUUCUUGGCAAAUAACAGCACUGGAGUUUGUGACUUCAAGCUCGUUGAAGCAGGUUUCUUUGCACGAACUUGGGUUGUUAACAUCGCUGAAUCUGACAUUGUUGUUGCCCAGAUAAAGCACAAGUUGGGUAGAUUUUUUACAAGAGAAAAGCUCAUGGUUACAAUAUCUCCAAACAUUGAUUACGCGUUCAUAGUGGCUCUAACUGUGACACUUGAUGACUACAUCAGGAGGAGGAGGAGAAGUAGAAGGAGAAGAAUAUAAGAAGAAUUUCACAACAGAAAAAAAAAAAUUAAGCUUUAUGCAUGGAACAUUAGGAUGAUAUACCUGUUAUAUAUGAUUUUAGUUAUAUGGAAAAAGUGCGGUAACCAAAAUUUUUCAGCCAUAAUCA